GGUGUACACCUAGUAUAACAAUAAAAGAAAUAAAAGGGUUUCUAAACCCUAAUUUUUAAACUGCUGUCUUCCAUCGCCCCUUCAUCUACAUCUCUGCAGCAGGGUUUUCAUCUCCAUUCCAUCUCUAUCACAGAUUUUUAGUCCAAAAUGGAGCACGGUUCAUAUAAGGAUCAGUCAGCUUCAACAUUUUCUUUGGCCGAGGAUCAUACACUGGCGAACGCUCUAAGAUUUACUCUCAACCAAGAUCCAAGAGUUUCAGUCUGCGGGUACAGCAUUCCUCAUCCUUCAGAGGCUCGAGUCAACAUAAGAGUCCAGACAACUGGUGAUCCCGCAAAAGAAGUACUGAAAGACUCAUGUCAAGAUUUGAUGAUGAUAUGUCAGCAUGUACGGAGCACCUUUGACCAAGCUGUUGCUGAUUUUAAAAACAAUAAUGGUUCUGAAAGCGAGUAAAUGGACAACUCUUUUGAUCUUUUUAUAUGUCUAUCUACUUACAGAUUAUAUAGUUUGAUAUUAUUUGUUAUGAAUGGUGGAAUUAUGUCUUUAUUUUUUCUCAGACAGUCAGACCCUGAUCUGUAUUCACCUUAUUUAGAGGUUACAUGUUUAACUAAUGCGUCGUUUGGUCUCUGUUUA
Molecule: messenger RNA, 630 nt
Organism: Helianthus annuus (common sunflower)
Lineage: Eukaryota; Viridiplantae; Streptophyta; Magnoliopsida; Asterales; Asteraceae
Product: DNA-directed RNA polymerases I and III subunit RPAC2
Exons: 4
Coding region: 148-450 (100 amino acids)
Biological process (GO): DNA-templated transcription
Cellular component (GO): RNA polymerase I complex; RNA polymerase III complex
Molecular function (GO): DNA-directed RNA polymerase activity; protein dimerization activity
Source: RefSeq, a predicted model, not a curated record